AUUGUUCAACUUAUGUGAGCAGCAAGAACCAAAGAUGACAAGAAUACGUAAUAUUUUAAAAUUUCGCUUACUUCAGACUCUGUCUUUCGUUACAAAAGUGCAAGUUGUAAGCCAGCGCUGGUUCGUCUGGUUGGAUCCGGUUUAAUCUGGUUUCCAACAGGUGCUCAUUAAAGGUAUUAAAGGCCUACAGAGACGCCACGGGACGCCAAUGUAGUGUCUGCUUCGAGUGCCUCCGCCUACGGGUCCGACAGUUCGUCAGUAUCGACCACGUACGCCACGUAUCGUCUCGAUCUAUUCGGUCAGAAUUUCUCACAUAUCAGCGCUCCGCGACCCUAUCCGUACGAGAACUUGUUCCUCAAGAACCACCUAGUUGACCUGGCAUUUGCUGCGCAAAAGCACCGAACCAUGAGCUUGGGACCUGGCCAGCGCCGGAAAACGCCAACUGCGCGUGUCAUGGGCUUCAACCUCACCCCAGAAGGGUGUCGUGAGCGAAGUGACAGGGGAGAGCCAGGUGCAGUACUUGGAGAACCAGGUUACUCAGCACUCCAAAAAUCGCUGCCCUCUAAGCUCCGAAAAGCUCGUGAUGAGUUGCACGCCAUGGAGAUGGACUGGAAGUCAAAGGAAACGGAGUUGACUUGCUACAAGGUCUCAUUGAAGGAGAAAGCAUCUCUUGUGAAAAGUCUCACAUGCGAGCUCAUUCAAGUGAAGAGCAGCAUGGAAGAACAGGAGCAACGUUGCAAGGCAGCUGAGAUAAGGGCUGCAAAACUGGAACUUGUGAUAAAAAAUAGCACUGUCGCUUUUCAAGAGGUGCUGAAAACACUAACAAAGUACGAAAAAAUGGAAGACAGACUGAUGGAGGAGAUAAGGCUGUUGGAAGACUGCGGCAAUAAGUUCCCAACUCUCCUGGCUGAUGCUAAGAAGAAAACGAAGCAGGUGUUGUCUAAGAACAAAAUGUUCAAGAGGAAAGUGAAUGACCUUGCCAUGGAACUUGAAAGCUGCAGAAAGAAGUUGGAUGCAAAGUCGCAGCUGUAUCAGGACACAGUGGGUGUCAAGAUUGCCCUGGAAGAACAGCUUGGUGAACUGCAGAACCAUGUUGAGGUUCUCAAUGCCGACAACGCGAAGUGCCAGAGCAAGAUGCAGUUUUUGGUACAAGAACACAGCAAUGUCCUCUCACAUCGAGAAAGCCUGGAGUGUCAGCUUAAGGAAGAGAAGGAAGAAAAGGCACUGCUGGAUGCGUGCCUGCGAAAGCUGGCAGAAAGCCUGUGUGCCCAGCUGGACUUGAACAACAUGUCAACUCUGGCAGUCAUCGAGGCCACAGGCAGUGCACUGCAGCAACUAAUACAUGAGUGCAGCUGCCUGCAUGACAAGGAAGUGCUCAAUGACACCACUAUGAGAAUGCUGACUGCUGAGAAAGACACUCUGAUGGCUGAGAAACAGGCCUUAGGAGAGAAGCUCAAGGACUUUAAUGAACUCCAGGAAAUGAAGCAGCAUCUGGAGAACGAACUGAAGGUUCAGGCGGAUGUCAAGAAAGAAAUGAUAAGAGAUUUCCAAGAGAGCCAGCGCAAAACUUUGGACUACUUGGACCAACUGGAACAUGAAAAUGCAGCGACUUUGUCUUCUUUGAACAAACUUUCAUUAGAUGCGGUGGCAGAUGCACUUGAACAUCGAUCAGACAUCUCUGAUGCAAUGUUCCGCUGGAGGCACAUAAGCAACAGGGUGUCUGAGCUCGACGACGAAUGUGUUCAGAAGGAGAUGGAGCUGCAGCGACUGAAUGGAGUGUGUUCAAACAAUGCCUUGACCAUUGAGGCCCUGAAGGCCGAGAAUGAACGUCUCUAUGAGGGCGUGACCAACUUUGAACAGCUUGCAUUGGCAAAUGCUGAUGAUCUAGCAGAAGCACAAAGUGAAAUUGCAUCACUCAAGGAGGCCCUAGCCGCAGCCAAGAUGGAGGCUGUUCCAGUGGAAGAGCGUGAAAAGGCUGUCCUACUGCUUCUCGAGAAGGAGACACAGGUUUCCCAGUUGGAAGAGAAGCUGAAGGAGAUGGAAGGCGCACUGUCCAACCUCAAGCAGGAAAAGGAGGCAGCAUGCGAGACUGCACAGUUUAUCAGUGAUGCCAAUGAGGACUUGAAGAAUGCCAUGCUGAGCCUCGCUGAAGAGCUUACCGAGGAGCGAAAACAGAAAGAGGACAGAGUUGAUAAUGAUGCACAAACAGAGGAGACCGAAAUGGUUGACUGUGACUUGCAGACUGAUGACAUAGCUGAAGUAAACUUGCAGCCAAAGGUUGAUUGCGAAGUGCAGACAGCUGACACAGGUGAUGAGGAAAUCCUGUCUAAGCUUGCAGGUGCACAACUUGAACUAAACCGACUGAAUCUGUCUUUACGCCGGCUCAACUUUGAGAAAGAAGCUGUUGACAAGAGCCACAAGGGUUGUGAAGGUAUGAGAGCAAGGGAGCAAGAAGCCCGUCUGGCCCUGGAAAAGAGGGUGGAGGAACUGGCGAACCAGGUAAUUGCGAAAGACAAUGAAAUGGACGAACAGCGAAAGAUGAUCAACUCAUUGCAAGCCUCUCUUGAUUCACAAGUGAAAGAAGCUCAAAAGCUUUCUAGAAGCACUAACCAAGCAUCUGCUGGACUGAAGACACAGAAUGAGCGCAUGAAGGCAGAAGUGUCGAAGCUGCAGCAGAAGGUUCAAGACCUGACCUGCGAGUUGAACACUUUGAAAGAGACAGAAGCACUGAAACGGGAGCGCAUCGAGCAGCUCUACAAGCAGUCCAAGGAGGAGAUCCAGUUUCUGAAGAAAUCAAGUUGUGAUGGGGCUCCAGGAACCCCGCUUCUCCAGGCUAUGACACCCGUGUCGCAGUCAAAACUAAAAUCUGUGCCAACAGCUGCCUCUGCAGAAGCUGAGCACAAACAUACAGACAAACAUAAGACCAUGUUCACUCCUGAGCCCACGGACACCCCAGUCAAGUCUAGCAUUUCAUGGACUGAGGCAAAGACUACGGUAGUGGCUGCACCGCUUUCUGUCGCAGAAGCAGCUGCUGACAAUUCAUCCGCUGAUUCCCUCUCAAAAUUGGUGGAUGAAAUUGAGAGGACGUCAUCCAAAGUCCGACUUCUGAAAGAGAGUGACACAGGGGGCGGCACCCACAAGGAAGAAAGCGCAAGCAAGCGCCCGGUAGCAACCAAGAUGUCGCAGCGGCGAUCCAUGGCAAAGCCCUUGACCAAAACGCCAAGAAGGAGCCCUCGUCAGCAUGUGUCUGAGAAAUCUGGCCGCAGCAUGGCAAGCCCAAAGGCAUCAUCUGACAAGGUGUCUGCUGUUGCUGGUGUGCAGAAGAGACCAGUGCAGCCAAGCAAGAAAGCAGAUGACACUUCACUUAUGUCUCAGGCUGACAUCUCGACAAAGUCGGCUGUGACUGCACCGGGUGCCAAAAAGAGGAAGUUUUUUCAGCCGAAAGACAGCGACUGGGAUGAUUUGUUCAAGAUCAGUUUGAUCUGAGCACUGGCUUGGCCUAGGGCAGGUUACAACUAGGCCAUAUUUCUCCUGUGCAUGGGUCUGCACAGGUUUUUUUUUAAAAUUAAUUUUACUGAGAAGUCUGCACAGGGGAUGCAUUUCUUUGUGUGGGCAUGCAUACUAUUUCAUUGCUCAUUGAUAUUUAUCUUGUAUUUUCAGCUAUAUUUUCUCUUAGCUUACAGUUGAUGUUUUAGCUGUUUGCCAUUGUCUGUUGGAAGCAACCAGCUACAUCGUUAACUGUUUAUAUCAUGCACUCGGUACAAGUGAGCAUUGAGUGUGUGAGACAAUUUCUUUUUCGCCACAUGCACAUAUAUUAAUGUGUUCAUAUUUUGUGCAAUAGUUGACUUGAUCAUAGAGACAAAGCAAGGCUGCUGUUCCUCAAACUUCUUCAUUUUCACAUUAUCAUAUAUUUCUAGCCUAUGAUGUAAGUUUUAAUGUUUAUAUUUUAUUCACAUUCACCCCUUUUCAGCUAGCUUACAGUUGGAGUUAGUUUAUCGCUUUUAAAUUCGGUCCAUAAAUUGCAAUACUAUAUUUCUUGUUUCAUUUCUUGUUUUCUUGUUUGUUUGAUGAGAACAUCAAAGGUCCAAUAAAUAUUUGUAUUGGCACAGUAA
This is a messenger RNA of Dermacentor andersoni, 4112 nucleotides long. RefSeq lists its product as uncharacterized. Lineage: Eukaryota; Metazoa; Arthropoda; Arachnida; Ixodida; Ixodidae. The record is from RefSeq and is a predicted model, not a curated record.